GUUACGGUGGUAUUCGAGUUCUUGUACACGGAGAUGACUUCGUGGUGCUUGCUGAUGAUGCUGGACAGAAAUACCUUGAGGACACCUUGAGGUCCAAAUAUGAUCUGCGGGUCGAUGGAUCGAUCGGUCCUGGAGAACGGCAUCAGCAGUUCGCAGUGCUCAAUCGAAUCGUGACCUACAACGAGCAGGAAGGCUCUGUAUCCUAUGAGGCGGAUCCCCGCCACGUUGACCAGAUGGUACGAGAUCUAGAAAUGGAAAACUGUAAGCCAGUCAAGACACCAUCUGAGAAAAUGUCAGCCACGGAGGCCAACUUGAAGUUGACCACCCCGACCAUCACACCGGACCGUGUAAGUUUCUUCCGGCGCUCAACAAGUGGACUUGUGGCAACCUUUGGCCGCCACACGGUGAAGGCCUCGAGCACUCUUCAGAGCACGAUCAGCUUGAGUUCCAGUGAAGCGGAAUACUACUCGAUCGUUCGAGGAGUUUCCAUCGGAAUGUCGCUACAGGAGAUCUUGCGAGGAUGGGGCCUACAACCAAAACUUAAAGUGCACACAGAUUCAUCCGCUGCGCUGGGAACAUGUAACCGUCAGGGCUUAGGCCGCUCACGGCAUGUUCAAACUCGCUUUCUGUGGGUGCAAGAAAAGCUUGCACUACAUGAAUUCGAACUGGUGAAGAUCCCGACAAAGCAGAACGUAGCUGAUUUGUGCACCAAAGGUUUACCUGCGAAUGAGAUGGAAAGACACAUGCAAAGCAUGGGGUUCGAGUACUCUCAUGGUAGAGCCGAAGCUGCAAAGGCUUUGGAAUGA
Molecule: messenger RNA, 806 nt
Organism: Cladocopium goreaui
Lineage: Eukaryota; Dinophyceae; Suessiales; Symbiodiniaceae
Source: the annotation of a GenBank genome assembly